AUGGCUACUACCUCCCGAAUCUGGCUUAUCACUGGCACCUCAUCCGGACUUGGCCAAGAGUUGGCUAAAGUGGCCGCCCAGGGCGGGGAUCGCGUGUUAGCUGCCACACGUAGUCCGCAUAAAUUAGCCAAGCUCGAGUCAACCAACCCUAACAUCAAGGCUGUCUACCUAGACCACAACGAGCCCCCAGCCCAGAUCCAGGCAGCGGUCCAGACUAUCCUAGCUGUCUAUGGCACGGUCGACAUUAUCGUCAACAAUGCCGCCUACGUGCAGACAGGCAUGCUUGAAGAGGCCACCCCAGAAGAGACUCAGCGUCAGUUCCAAGCCAAUACCUUUGGCCCUCUUAACCUUUACCGCGCCCUGCUGCCACACCUACGCGCUAAGGGGUCGGGAACUUUGGUCACUAUCGGCUCCAUGGCCGCCUGGUACCCUAUGGCUGGCUGCAAUUUCUAUAACGCCUCUAAGGCCGCUCUGCGCUGGCUCGGACUUGGGCUGGCGGGUGAAAUCUCCCAGUUCGGUAUCCGCCACUGUUUAGUCGAACCGGGCUUCUUCCGCACCGAGUUACUGAAUUCGACAGCCAAUAUUACUAUGACCGCAAAGUCAUCGCGUCUAUUGGCCUACCAGGAGGUAAACGACACCACCGACUCCAACUUCGCCGCUUUUAACGGUGCCCAGUUGGGUGACCCUGUAAAGGGCGCCCAAGUCAUCUACGACGUCGCCACCACGGGAGUCGCCGAGGGUAAACCUCUACCUGUUUUCCUACCCUUGGGGAGUGAUUCCAGCGAAGAGAUUGGCAAGGCCGCAUCUGAGACCUUGGCAGCGAUUGAGGAAUGGCGGGAGAUUAGUUCUUUGACGGACUUUCCCAAAGGUUCGUAA
Molecule: messenger RNA, 876 nt
Organism: Penicillium malachiteum
Lineage: Eukaryota; Fungi; Ascomycota; Eurotiomycetes; Eurotiales; Aspergillaceae
Product: SDR family oxidoreductase
Exons: 1
Coding region: 1-876 (291 amino acids)
Molecular function (GO): oxidoreductase activity
Source: RefSeq, a predicted model, not a curated record